CAUCCAUGCUACUACCACCAUCCACAGACUGUCACUUUUCUAUUAAUAUUAAUAUUAUACCAUGUUGGUACUUCCUCCAUGAUUCACCAAAAACAGUUGUCCUUUUGAUAAUGCACUGAACUGUUACUUCAGAUUGACCAAAUAUGAAUUCAUCUCUCAUAGCUGCAUUAAACGAAGUGGAUAGAAAUGUUGGGGAGCAGUUCAAAUCAACAUCCACAAAUGUUAGUCCUACUGGCACAGAUCUGAAAGUAACAAAUGCUAAUGAAAACGGGUAUAGCAGCGAUAUUGAGAUAAUUAAUGAUCACGACUAUGUGAUCAGAUCAACGAGAGUACCAUCAACAAAGAUGUCACCCGCUAAAAGCAUCAACUGGCAUUCCAAGAACUUAUCAGUGACAUGUGCAAGUUCUAGUCAUGCUUUGAACUCAUCUGGAAAUAUCACUAGAGAUGUAUAUGACUUAUCUGAUGACACUUCUGAUUGCUGUGAAGCUUCACCUUUCAAAAGAAGCAGAGGAAGAGGGUGUGAAAUAAACCAUGGAGGUCAAGGAAGAGGUCAAGUAUUGGACAGGCUUCAGAGUCAUUCAAAUGGACAAGAAAACAAUCAACAUCAAAAGAGACAAACGGCCGGAAUGAAAGGAAAUGCCAUCAAUAUCAACAUGACACCACAAUACAAACUAACUGUAUCAAGUAGUAAUUCACCUGACAAAAAGCCCCGGCUACAAUUAAUCCACAUUCAAGCUACCGGUAGUCCAGCAUCCUGCUCUAAGAAACCUCCAAAAUGUACCAGUUCAUCCCCUCUUAAAGGAGGUUGUGAAGUCCAAGAAGUAGAGACUGCAGAGAUGAUUUCUUCAGCUCCAGACAUGAACAGUGCCUGCACUAAACCUGUUACUCCUAUUCCAGCAGUGGUUAAGGAAGCUCAAGAAAUGUUAUGUCCAAACUGUGGAACAUGGUCUUCAACUGUAGAACAUUGCUCUUCCUGUGAUAUAAAUUUUAGUCAACAGUUGCCCAAGAAAUACCGUAAUAAAUGUGGUCACAUGGGAGUAUGUACGAGCAAAACAUGCCUUGUACACGAUAAAACAGCAUCGGCUGCAUGUACCUCUCUUCCAUUAAUAUACAUAGUAUCCAAAACAGACAAUGAACAAAUUGCGGUUAGUCAACAAAAAAUUAGGGAUAAUACCAGAUUGAAACUUACUAAACAUGUUGCAAGUCCACCUGGCAAUACAUCAAAGGGUCUACUUGCAACCAAUAUGUUCUACACAAGCCAAACUGCAGAUUGUACUUCACUCAUUAAACCUUCAAUGUCUGCCAAGAUUACUCCAAAGCCAAAAAGAAGACAAAGCAGGGGAAAGAUUACAGAACCAGUUGUGAUUUCAAUUGACAGUGAUAGUGGGGAAGAUGAUCCUCGUAGUUUGUCUACAAACAGUGUGACUGAGAUGACUACCAACAGUGCCAGAGUUACAUUACAGGAGUCAGAUGAAGGCAUCAAUGGACACACCUUAUCACGCAAGGCAAUGAUGAGAGACAAGUCAGGAAACUUAAUGGAGUACAGGCAAUGUAAAGGCCCAUCAGGAAUAGGUGCAUGUAAAGGGUCCAAUACUGCGUGUAGUGAUGUAAAGUCAAAGGGUCCCGUUGUUAACCUAGCUGCCAUAAUGCUACGGUUUGGAUCUCUGGGUGUUGAUGAGCCAACACAAGUCCAGUUUAGUAGUGACUGCUUUCAGUUCUUUCUUGGAGAAAUAUAUCCAGUUUCUAAGAUUGUCCUAGACACGAAGGACUUGUUGUUAUGUAACUACUACUUAAGUUCUGGAAUGCCAACCAUUUUUCUGGAAACCACUGGUCGUUUUGCAAAUAUGGUGAGAGAAAGACUGAGAAUGAUGCAGGGACAAGCUUUAUUUGAUCCAGGCAGUAAAGCCUAGUCGUCAGACUCACCC
Molecule: messenger RNA, 1925 nt
Organism: Asterias rubens (European starfish)
Lineage: Eukaryota; Metazoa; Echinodermata; Asteroidea; Forcipulatida; Asteriidae
Exons: 12
Coding region: 144-1910 (588 amino acids)
Source: RefSeq, a predicted model, not a curated record